This is a messenger RNA of Diuraphis noxia (Russian wheat aphid), 681 nucleotides long. It is a transcript of the gene Tfb5, whose product is annotated as transcription factor B5. Gene Ontology annotation, biological process: nucleotide-excision repair; nucleotide-excision repair, preincision complex assembly; transcription initiation at RNA polymerase II promoter. Lineage: Eukaryota; Metazoa; Arthropoda; Insecta; Hemiptera; Aphididae. The record is from RefSeq and is a predicted model, not a curated record. Gene Ontology annotation, cellular component: transcription factor TFIIH core complex; transcription factor TFIIH holo complex.
UGGAAUAAGUUGACUUGGAAAAAAUUGUGGGACAAAAGGUAAUUCGUGGUGAAUAUGGUACCCGAACAACAACAGAAGUGGCAUGAACAGAACGCGCAAAAUAAUACGUAAUCUAUGUCCUGUUGGUUGUGGUCACGAUUUAAGAUAUUAUACAGACUGUACCUAUAUCUUAAAUCUUGGUUGUGGUUCGUCCCCGGCGAAUGGUGAUACGCGCAAUUUAGUGUUAACUGUUAACUGUAAAGUGUAAACUGUUAUAACAUCUUAACUUUAUUAUUCUACAGUCUCUAUUAUAGACUUCUAGAGUUCCAUGACAAAAUAAAAAUAGCUAUCUGUGUGUCUUGGGCGUUGGGCCCGAGUAUUCUAUUGGCACAAUCAAAAUUGAUUAGUUAGGAAAGAUAAAUGAAUUAAUAGGCAAUUUACUGUUUUAUAAUAAUUUGAAAAACUGGAAAAACAUGGUUCACGUGUCCAAGGGAACAUUAAUUACAUGUGAUCAGUCAAUGAAACAGUUUUUAUUACAAUUGGAUCAAACUAAUGCCCUUGGGAAAAAAUUUAUUCUACAAGAAUUGGAUGAAGAACAUUUAUUUGUUUCAACUGAUGUAUUGGACACAUUAGAAGAUCGUGUUGAUGAAUUAAUGGACCAACUUACUUUCACUCAAAAUUAAAACUAUUAGUUUUUUAAUA